AUGCUACAAGAAGAAAGUCUGCGUCAGAAUGAACGUGAUCGUAAACAAAUGGCCGAUAAGAUCAGCAUGCUGGAACGUCAAUUGGCAGCCGCAGAAUGCGAUAAACGUGAAGAACAGGAAAAACUAUCCAAGAUGCGUCAAUCAGAAGCCCGAUUGGAGGAGGAACAACGUUUGAGUCGUCGUGCUUUGGAUGAGGCAGAGAAUAGGAUCACGCAACUGGAAGUGGUACGCCGUUCGUUGGAGGGUGAGCUACAACGAAUUCGAAUGUCUGUGGCAGACAAGGAGGCAGAGAAUCAAAUGCUGCAGGAUCGAUGUGCCAAUUUGUGCAAGCAAAUUCAAGUACGGUAA
Echinostoma caproni is the source of this 348-nucleotide messenger RNA. NCBI's taxonomy places the organism in Eukaryota, Metazoa, Platyhelminthes, Trematoda, Plagiorchiida, Echinostomatidae. The record is from the annotation of a GenBank genome assembly.